Neltuma alba is the source of this 1378-nucleotide messenger RNA. RefSeq lists its product as uncharacterized. NCBI's taxonomy places the organism in Eukaryota, Viridiplantae, Streptophyta, Magnoliopsida, Fabales, Fabaceae. The record is from RefSeq and is a predicted model, not a curated record. The transcript is spliced from 6 exons. Bases 279 to 935 code for a protein of 218 amino acids.
CCAGCGUUAUUCGCAUCAGCGACGAGAGAGUCCGGAUUUAUACCCCACCCCCCUCUCUGUCUCUUUCCCGCGCACAGGCGAGAAUCCAUAAUAAUACCUAACCCUCAAUUUUUGGUCGUUAUUCUGAUACGUGUUCUAGAAGCGUCUUCUUCGUUCGUCCUCAGGAAAGUAAUCAUCUUCUGCUCUCCAAUUCGUAAUCCCAAGAACUUGACAGUCUCAUCUCUUCUUUUCUGAGGAAAAAAGAAGCUGCAUCUCCAGGUCGGUGCAAAUAAUCGGAGAUGGCGGCGGGUAGGGAAGUUCGAGAAUAUACUAACCUAAGCGACCCGAAAGACAAAAAAUGGGCUAAAGGAAAAGAUAAGAUAGACGAUGAAGACAUUACUUUUCAACGUAUGGUUGCCAAGAUGCAAGAGGUUGCUGGAGAGCGUGGAGGUUACCUUCAUGGGCGAGGGGCAUUGGACAGUGAUGAUCUACUCUAUCUCAAGGAGCAGAUGGAAGCUGAGGAGGAUGCUGAGCGCCUCCUGCGUCGUACUGAAAAACGGGCAUUUGCUGCAUUUAAGAGAGCUGCAAACUUGGCGGAUUCUACCCCUGCAUCAGUACCCUUACCACUUCGUGUUGAACCAAAACCAAAGAGCGGGAUAAGUAGGCAGCAAGAUCUGCUGAAGAAAGUUGUGGAAAUUAAGCCAAAGCGACCAAAGCUUUCUAGCCCAUCUGAUGGCAAUCAAUCAACCCCAGUUCCAAGUAAUGCUAAUAUUACAAAACGUGAGUCUGAGAGUGAAAGACUGAAAGAGAAGGGACAGCAGUCCUUGUCAGAAGCAAAUAAGAAACAGCCUUCAUCAGGGGAAUCACGAGAGGCAGAAGGAAAGAUUAAGAUGGAUAAUCCUGCUGGUGGAUUGCUCGGCUUGGCAUAUGACACUAGUUCUGAUGAUGAAGAGUGAUGGAUGAUGAAGGCUUUUAAUGGUGGAAAACUACUAAUCCUCUUUGUAGCUUCAGUACAGAGUGCUUUUUCUUCGUUUACCAUUUAAGUGUCUUGCCAUGUUACUCUGAAAAUUCUGCACAUGAAGCAUUCAUCAUAAAAAAAAAAGAAUUGAAAAAGGAUGACUGGUGAGCUAUUUACAACCAGAGGGAAGAUGAACUUAGUGCAUGCCUUAAUUUCAUGCUGUGAUGAUAAUGUGCCAGUUUUGCUUGUCUUCUCUACAUUGUUAAUGAUUUACUCUGCAUCUGGAUGGUUUGUGUAUCCACAAUUUGCUUUGAUGUCCCUGUUUUUGUUGGUGUCGCAAAGAUUGUUUUUAGGGUGAUUCAAUUGUAACUUAGAAAACUGUUUAUAACAAGACGUUUUAUUUAUUUAUUUAUUUAAUAUCUUGAUUUUAGUUUUGCUUUA